Molecule: messenger RNA, 1680 nt
Organism: Ogataea philodendri
Lineage: Eukaryota; Fungi; Ascomycota; Pichiomycetes; Pichiales; Pichiaceae
Exons: 1
Coding region: 1-1680 (559 amino acids)
Biological process (GO): mannan biosynthetic process
Cellular component (GO): Golgi apparatus
Molecular function (GO): alpha-1,2-mannosyltransferase activity
Source: RefSeq, a predicted model, not a curated record
AUGUUCUCGUCGCGGUCGAAGUCUACUGAUGAGGUGAUUGUCGAUAAGGAACCGCCGCCAGUCGUGGCUGUUGGGAAGGUCGACAUGGACAAGACUUCCCAACCAGACACGGUAAGCCAUAAGAACAGGCUGAAGAUCGUGGACGGCUCGCACGGGUCCAACGUCAUCAAUCUUAGUCCAGAGCCGCUUAUGUUUAGCUCCGCAGAGAAUCUGUUUAGUCUACUAGUGGAGACCAAGCCAAAGUCGCCGCCUUUGACCAACUACAUCAACGGUGAGAAAGCCGAACAAAAGUUUUCAAGCGACCCGGACUUCCACUUCAGCAAGAGCUAUCUCUCGUCGCUGUUGGAGGUGAAGGGCACCACAUUGCAGGAGCUCAAGACCCAGCAUCAAGAGUUUGUGGAAAAAAUUCACCAUCUCAACAUGAGCAUAUUCGGAGACAAACACAAGACUAUCGACGGCGAAGGGAUCGUCAUGGUGGGUGGAGGACGUUUCUCGUGGCUAUCGUUGCUCAACAUCAACCAAUUGAGAUCUACUGGGUGUAAAUUGCCCGUUGAGGUGUUCAUUGCUUCGGAGCAAGAGUACGAGCCAGACUUCUGUGAAGACCUUCUCCCGUCGCUCAAUGCCAAAUGUAUUCUCGGAUACAAGGAGCUGCCCAUAGUGAAGUACCAGAACCGGCUCGAAAUUGACGGAUACCAAUAUAAAAUUCUGGCCAUCUUCACUUCCUCCUUCAAAAACGUGCUUCUACUCGACGCAGACAACGUUGUGGUGCGCGACCCGCGUCAUCUGUUCGAGUGGCCCGAUUUCCUGUCAACGGGACUGGUUGUGUGGCCAGAUUGUUGGUCCAGAACAACACACCCUUACUAUUACGACAUUGCAGGAAUAACUGUUGGGGACCGGCCAGUGCGUGGCCAGUUCAUGGAGAGUGAAUCUCCCGAAGACUGGAACUUCCACGACCUGCCAGGAACGCUGCCCAACCCGUCGAGCGAGUCGGGAAUGCUUCUCGUGAAUAAAGAGAAGCAUGUCGACACCAUGUUGCUUUCCAUGUACUACAACAUGUUUGGACCUUCGCACUACUAUCCGCUUCUGACGCAGGGCGGAGCUGGCGAAGGAGACAAGGACACAUUCAUUGCGGCAGCGUACGCUCUUCAAAAACCAAUUUAUCAGGUGAAACAAAGCAUGAAGUUCCUUGGAUAUCACGACGACUACGGAUACCAUGCUAAGGCUCUAGGACAAUGGGAUCCAACAACUAACACAGAGAAACACAUGCCUCCCUACAUGUCGAACUACUACGUUGCCCCUGAGGACGACGACUCGCAGCUGAUGUUCAUGCAUUUGUCUUAUCCAAAGUUGUAUCCAGACAAGCUUCGCGAGGAGAUAUCUUGGGAGCAGAACGGCGAGCUCCACCACCGGAAACUUUAUCCGGGCGACUUGCCGAACCACGACUACGGUUUCGAUCUACGUAUGUGGGAGCUAAUCACACAGCUGAUAUGUCCUUCGUGGCGGCCCAACUCGGACGAAAACCCAGCUUCUGUGGAGAUUCCUGAUAAAUUAAGAGGACUCGACAUGCACUACAUUCAAACGUCGCAAUCGUCAAAAGAGUGCGAGGACUUGUUCCUGCCUCAUUUGGAGUAUCUUCGAACGCACACCGCCACCGAUGACGGUGUUUAUAGAUACGAAUGA